Messenger RNA from Stylophora pistillata, 2909 nucleotides. RefSeq lists its product as uncharacterized. NCBI's taxonomy places the organism in Eukaryota, Metazoa, Cnidaria, Anthozoa, Scleractinia, Pocilloporidae. The record is from RefSeq and is a predicted model, not a curated record. Gene Ontology annotation, molecular function: zinc ion binding.
GUGAAGGACAGUCACGAGAGUAAAGAAUCUGUUCGUGACCGUUCGUGUCACGUUUAUGCAGGUGAUCCCGUGCAAAGCGGUCACCUUCGACGACUGGAAUGACAAAGAAACCAGAGGUUGUAUUUUUGUAUGGUCCUCCCUUUUCGGGAAAAGCUUUGUUCUUUAAACAUCACUUCUCCAAAACACACAAGAAAAUUAACCCAGCAGAAUUGUUUGAAGCUAAUCCCUUUCUGAGCCUCAGAGCAGUGAUUCUGAAGGUUGUCAAUACACUCAAUCAGGGCCAAAGUGUAGUUGUGGAUGAUAAAAACAGCAGUGAGAAAAACAGGAAAUCAUACAUGGCCAUUAUAAGAAAAAAGGUUGGGCAGUGUGACAUCAGAAUGAUCAAUUUCCAUGUUGCACCUUCUUCUGGCCCUUUUAUUUGUCAAUGGGCCAGAGAAUGGGAACUGGUUCAUCAGUUUGAACUUCCAUCAAUAAAACUCUCUGAAAGGGGAGUUGAACAAUGGUUUCAGAACACUACUGAACCACCAAGUGAAGAAGAAGGGUUCAACAUGAUAAACAAGGUUGAUGUUCAAUUGAUAUGUGACACACCUUAUAAAUUUGUGGUUCCAGCUCUAUUUUUCCAAUGGGAGGGGUUGUUUCAGUGUCAAGAAGACCAAACAGGCUUCCACAAAGCAGUAGCUAAUGUUGUGAAAAAGUGGAGGCAUAACAACUUGUGUGGAAGAGUUAUUAUACUCAAACUUGGUGAAGAGCAAACUUCUGAAGGAAAGAAAACCUGUGAAUGGCCUAACAAAAUGAAGCAGUUAAUUGGUGAAUUAGUGAUACAGGUCAAUGUGCCCAUCUUCUUGGUGCAUUGGUGUUCAUAUUUGUGGCAGUUUAGCCGACCUCCCAAUCCAGGUCUGUUUGCCUGGCUUCAGAGACUUCACGACAUUGAUUUGUCAAACAAGGCAACAUUCUACAUCCAUUCUAGUGACGAUCAUUCAAAGGCUGCUGCUGCAGCAGGAGUGAAGUGUAUCAAGGCAAAUAAACUUCUCCAAAAUCCAUCAAUGAUAGAUACAGUACAUUGUAGGGUAGCGGCACGGGUUCCUGAGUGCGUUAGUAAGGCAAGGCUGCUAUGGUUUGGCUCCCGGGAUAGACCUGAAGCUUGUAUUCCUCUUUUUCAAGAGGCUGUCACCUCCCAUGACCGCACCAGUGAAAAUAGAGAGUCAUCACAUUGUAUCACAGUCACAAAUAAAUCCUAUACUCAUGGAGUAUGUUUUCAAGAUUUUGUCUCUCUUGAAAGAUUCAACUUACAGUACCAACAAGCUGCAAUACCGACAGAACCUGUGUCUGGUGAUAUAUUUAACUAUAAAGGGUGUCCUGUUGAAGUGAGUACACUUACUACAGAAAAACAACGAGGUGAUGAAAACACUAUGUGUUUCUCUGGUUCACCUGGAGCAGCUGUAGUACUUCACGAAUCCCCUGUGCGCAGUAAAUUCGAUGAAAGAAAACCUCCUGACACCAUUUGCCCGACUGUUGUAGUUGGAAGCUUAACCACUGAGAAGAUUGAGAGUCAUGCCUUCAGUCCAGGCCAUUUCAGACGUGGCAAAGGUUGUACCAGCCUUAUCCGAAAUGUUAUGAGCAAAACGAUGGAAGAUGGUGUGCAUUUCAGUGCGAAAUGUAUUGGGUCACAAGAUCAGCUUUAUGAUGUCUCUGUCGUUCUUAAUGAAAAAGAUCUUGUGCGAGCUAGUUGUACUUGUGCUGAUCCGGCCAGUAAGCAAGGGAGAUGUAAACAUGGAGUUGCUUUAUUACUUCGGUGCAAGAAAGAGAAAAACAUUAAUGCCACUGACGAUCGGUGCCCACCAAGCAUUGUAGAUGACGUAACGAUGAGAUCAGCAAAGUCCGCGUCAACUUGUGAAGAUCCAGUGAAAAGGACUAAAUCUGAAGAUACACUCUCAGCUAAACGUUGCAAAAGACUUAAAGAGAAAAAGAAAUUGGAAACCACGAUGUAUUUUUUAAGCGCAGAAGAACUACUUCAAACAGCACAGGAAAUUUUGCAUGAGAAUAGUCACCUCAAAAAACCGGAGAAAACUGAGUGCAGCAGACGACAGUCAAGAGAAUGCACAAGUGAGCAACGCAAUUCUAAACUGAGUUCACAUGAAGGGGACCAACCUUAUCAAGGGAUUUCUCGCAGAGAAAACCUUAAUUCUUCCGUAAGCAGUGAUAGUUUCAUCAAUAAAACUACUUUGAAGGAAAGAUACGAGGACGUUCAGUCUGGCUGUGCAGAUAAUGGGCUUAAAAAAAAGAUAAUUCCUGAAUCAGUUAUUAUGGGCACGUUGGAAUCGCAGUCAAAGGAAACUAGUUCAGAUGUUACUGAACCACCAAUACGAACCAAGGCCUGUGGUCUUAAAAAGGGAAAAGCUCAGAACGCCAGUACCCAUAGGAAGAAGGAAUCACAAACGAGAACGUCUAUAUUAGAUGAGUUUAUUUAAGAAAUGAUUAACUUAUACUGAAUUUUAACUCACUCAUCACUUAAAGGAGGACAAAGUGAAACGUCUUUUGUCGAGUUUGCUUAAGUUUAAUUCUUUGUUAAGUCGAUGCUUACAGAAAUUAUUCCCUGGUAAGCUUUUACCUAAACUAAACGAGAUCAAAAUAUUACAAAAUUGUGAUGUAAAGAGCGACGACAAGCAUUCUUGAACAGGAAAUCUCUUGCUUCCCCAAAAGAAUUGAUCUUCAAGCAUAACAAACUGAACUUAGCAGAAUAAAGCUGGACAGGUAGAAUCCUGUGCCAGUUAUUCUCCUAUACUUCGAAUUAACUUUGGUAACAGAAGGUACGAGUGGUACCCAUGUUUUACUUUUUGUAUUUAGAGGAAAAUUGAAGUCGUGGUUUAGUAUGAAACAUUAAAAGACAAAAUGCCAAUUUCUUUGCGAAA